This is a messenger RNA of Argentina anserina (silverweed cinquefoil), 1810 nucleotides long. Its product is annotated as probable lipid-A-disaccharide synthase, mitochondrial. Lineage: Eukaryota; Viridiplantae; Streptophyta; Magnoliopsida; Rosales; Rosaceae. Gene Ontology annotation, biological process: lipid A biosynthetic process. The transcript has 11 exons. The coding region runs from base 36 to 1427 and encodes 463 amino acids. The record is from RefSeq and is a predicted model, not a curated record. Gene Ontology annotation, molecular function: phospholipid binding; lipid-A-disaccharide synthase activity.
CGAGGAGGAGCUCAACUAAUGCUUAGAUAUUGGGUAUGUGGUUCAGAACUAUAUGGAAUGUGGAAGGUGGGAAUGUUCUCGGGUUCUCAAGGUUGAUGAGAAGAUAUACAUCGGUAAACAGGAGUGUAAUAGACAUGGCUGCUAAAGAUGGGGAGCUGAGGGUCUUUGUAGUUUCUGGAGAGGUUUCUGGUGACACCAUUGGCUCUCGUCUGAUGUCAUCUCUAAAGAAGCUCUCUCCUAUUCCAGUCCGCUUUUCUGGUGUUGGAGGGACCAAGAUGUCCAGUCAAGGAUUAGAUUCUGUUUUUCCUAUGGAGGAUAUUGCUGUGAUGGGAUUGUUGGAGUUAUUGCCUCAUCUAAUUAAACUCAGAGUGAAGUUGCAUGAGACAAUAGAAGCUGCUCUUCUGUUUCAACCUCAUGUUGUGGUAACAGUAGAUUCCAAGGGUUUCUCUUUCCGUCUUCUAAAGCAGUUACGGGCUAGAUACAGUCAAGAAAGGAUCAAGAUUCCAUCACACUUUCAUUAUGUAGCCCCAUCAUUCUGGGCUUGGAAAGGGGGCGAAGCAAGGCUCAGUGGCUUAGCUGGAUUUGUGGAUCAUGUUCUGUGUAUACUUCCAAAUGAAGAAGAAAUUUGUAGAUCAAAUGGAUUGGUUGCAACCUUUGUCGGCCACCCUAUACUGGAGGAUGUGUGCGAGUUGAAUUUGGAUACUUCACCACAUGAAUGGAUAAUAGAAGGAAACUCUGAAAUUUUCAGAAGGGAUCAUGCAAUACCUACAGGGGCCACAAUAAUUUCCUUGCUUCCGGGAAGCAGAUUACAGGAGGUCACCAGAAUGCUUUCACUCUUCGCAAGUACGGUUGAACUAUUAAAAGACUCUGUUCCUGAUUUGGUACCAGUGAUCCAUGUCGCUGCAAAUCAGCAUGUGAAGGACUAUAUCACUGAAUUUAUCAACAAGUGGCCUGUGUCUGCUAUAAUGAUUCCAGGAGGAUCUCUGCACCAGAAAUAUAAUGCAUUCAGUGCAAGCAGUGUGGCAUUAUGUGCUUCUGGAACAGUUGCUUUGGAGUUGCAGCUUGCACGGUUACCAUGUGUAGUUGCUUAUCGAGCUCAUUUUCUAACUGAGUGGAUUAUUCGCUAUAAAGCUAAGAUAUCUUACAUCUCCCUCCCAAAUAUCUUGUUGGAUUCAUAUAUAAUACCUGAAGCACUCUUUCAAGCAUGCACUCCAGCAAAGCUAGCCUCAUUAAUUUUGAAUAUGUUAAAUGAUGAUGGCCUCCAAGAAAAACAGAUUGUUGCUGCUGAAAAGGUUACCGGACUUCUGUGUGCAUUGCCUAGAAAUAUACAGAACUUAGAAGAGCCGCAUCGAAGAUUGAGGUUACCUCAUUCCACACCGAGUAUGAUAGCAGCAUCGACAAUACUUUACCAUGAGAAGCCAUCAUGAGUAGUCCCUUUUUUUUGUUUUGUUUUAACUGUACCAUGCAACUACCGCACUAUUGGUAAUUGAUACACGAAAUAUUAAGGAAAGUCAAUUGAUCAUAUCAACUGGAAUCCUUCUGCACUUGAAUGAUCAUGGCAAACCUACGUAUGAUUAACUUUGUGCUUUUGCAGCUGCAACAAUCUUGAUCAAAAUGGUAUAUGCAAAUCACUAGUGGAGACACAAGGCUAUACUGGCCAAGACCAUCAAGUAACUACAGAAGAUGGUUACAUCCUCGGACUACAGAGGAUUCCAACUGGAAAGUCCAAUACCAAUUAUUCGACUACUCAGAAGCAGCCGGUUGUACUACAACAUGGGCUUAGCGGGGUUUGUACCUUAUUAACUGUCAU